Molecule: messenger RNA, 708 nt
Organism: Clonostachys rhizophaga
Lineage: Eukaryota; Fungi; Ascomycota; Sordariomycetes; Hypocreales; Bionectriaceae
Source: the annotation of a GenBank genome assembly
AUGCCACCCCUGGUCAGACUUCGCCGGGCCAAAGGGCAAGAUCUGCCCCAGCUGCUGGAGGUCGAAACAUCAGCGAUGGCGGACGACGAACUCACCGGUCGCUGCUUUCCGGAUAAUGCAAGACCUGCUGGAGUCCAGACCCGGAUGGCUGCAUACCGCAGAGUCCUGCACGAAAUCACCGUGGCCGUACUAACGGACGAUCAAGGCCGCAGCACUGGCAAGAUCCUCGGUUGGGCCCGUUGGGUGCGUCGCCCAGCCCCCACAGCACCAUCCCGAUCAUCCAUGCAGCGACAGCGACCCCUGCGACGUGCCGUGGUCAACCCUGACGACUUCCCAGCCAACGGCGACCAGCUCUUCGCAGCCGGUUACUUCCAGGCCAACCUGGACAACAAGGAAGAGGUUGUCGGCCAGAAUCGCCACUGGUUUCUCAGCACCUUGUUCGUACGCCGCGAGGAGCAGGGGCGAGGGGUGGGGGGUAUGUUGAUCAGCGUGGGCACUGAAGCUGCCGACAAGGAGGGGUGGCCUGCCUACCUGAACUCUUCACCGGUCGGAAAAUGCCUGUACGAACGUUAUGGCUUUAAGACAGUGCGUAUCAGUUGGUUUACGGAGACCAUCACCACUCACCAUAUGGUACGCAAGGCCGUGCCUGGACGUCGCGAGGACGAGCACAGGAAGCACAGGAAGGAUGGGAAGUACGGCGGCAAGUAA